AUGUCUGACGCAGGAGCUCCCGAGGCGACUGCGACCGACGCCGGCGCUGCCCGCAAGGAGCAGCAGGCUCAAGAUCUUGCGCGCGCCCAGGAAGCUGGAUGGAACAAUCCUGUUCCCUUCCAGUACGACAGCGUCGUCGGUGGCACACCCGCUGAAGAUGAGACCCGAGACACCGCCGUCUGGCUCUCUGACGCCGCGAUCUACCAGUGGGACGACGAGUUCGGCGAUGUUGGAGAGCCUAACCCUGAGCUCGAGAAGAUGCUCUUCGCCGAUGAGUAUCUCCAGCGCGCCGGUGGUGCAAUCAAGGCGCUCUCGUUCGACGUGACUCUCUCGGGUCCCACCAAGAUCAGCCCCGUCCGCAACUUCGAAGAUGCAGGUCUCCACCCGAUCAUGCUUGAAAACGUCAAGCUGUGCCAGUACAAGUACCCGACUCCGAUCCAGUCCUACUGCAUCCCUGCCAUCCUGACUGGACACGACGUUGUUGCCGUUGCACAGACUGGUUCCGGCAAGACUGCUGCGUUCCUCCUCCCGAUUCUGUCCAAGCUCAUGGGCAAGGCCCGUCAACUCGCUGCGCCGCGCCCCAACCCGGUCCGCUACAACCCUCUCACCGACAAAGUCCGUGCGGAGCCGCUCGUCCUGGUGGUCUGCCCUACGCGUGAGCUUGCUUGCCAGAUCUUUGACGAGGCGCGUCGUCUGUGCUACCGCACUAUGCUGCGUCCUUGCGUCAUCUACGGUGGCGCCCCCAGCAGGAAUCAGCGGGAACAGCUCGAGAUGGGCUGUGACAUUCUCAUCGCGACUCCGGGUCGCCUCAUGGACUUCAUGUCGAACAUCAACCUGCUGUCCUUCAACCGCCUGAAGUUUACCGUAAUUGAUGAGGCUGACGAGCUCCUUUCCUCUGGUUGGGAAGAGGCCAUGGAGAAGUUGUUCGCUGGUUCAGACCAGAACGACGACGCCGACCACACGUAUCUCAUGUUCUCCGCCACAUUCCCCAAGUCAGCUCGUCGUCUGACACGUGAAUACAUGGAUGAGGAUUGCGUUCGUAUCAAGGUCGGUAGGGUUGGCAGCACCCACCAAAACAUAACGCAGCAAGUCAUCUUCGCCGAGGAGAGCGCCAAGAGCCAGGCACUGUUUGACUUGAUCUUCAGUGAAGGCCCUCAGCGCACCCUCGUUUUCACCAACUCCAAGGUGAAGUGCGACAUGGUCGAUGACUUCCUGUACAAUAAGGGCAUGCCUGUCACCUCGAUCCACUCAGACCGCACACAGCGUGAGCGUGAAGAUGCUCUUCGCUCAUUCCGUACCGGCCGCUGUCCCAUUCUCGUCGCUACCGGAGUCACUGCGCGUGGUCUGGACGUCGCCAAUGUCAAGCAUGUAAUCAACUACGAUCUUCCGUCAACCAUGCAUGACGGUAUCACAGAAUACAUUCACCGCAUCGGCCGUACCGCGCGUAUCGGUAAUGAGGGCAAGGCGACGUCCUUCUUCAACGACCGCAAUGAAGAUAUUGGCGAAGACCUCUGCAAGAUUCUGUGCGAGAGCAAGCAGGCAAUUCCAGAGUUUCUCCAAGAGCACAUGCCCGAGGAUCCCAACACUAUCGAGUGGCACGACGGCACUGACGAUGAGUCUGAUGACGGUCUUGGUGGUGGCUUUGGCGGUGGUGACGCGGGAGGUUUCGACGCCGAGGCUACUGGCUUCGGUGGAGAGGCUGCCGCUGAUACUGGAUUCGGUGGCGAUGACGGCGGUUUCGGUGGAGGUGGAGGAGGCUUCUCUGCUGAUGCCGACGCCGACGACAAGGCCGCUGCCUGCACUGCGCUUGUCCAAAUACCGCGAUUCGUUCCUCUCUCCAUCCUACACGUCACGUCGCCUAAGGGGCCGCAUCCUUUCCUCAUAUCGCUGCCGAGUCGGAAGGGCAACCUCAUCUACUGCUACGUCUUUGUUCCGCCGAAACCGGUCGAUCUCGGUGGCAAUGGCGACCAGGAGAGGAAAGAGACUGGGGAAUGGCGUGUGCCUGUGGUGCUGGAUUUUCAUGGCGGAGGCUUCAUAAUGGGAUCGCCCUUGGAGCAAGCCCCGUAUGCGUCGAUGAUGUCGCGUGAGCUCGGCGCCGUAGUCAUCAGCGUGUCCUAUCGCAUCGGACCCUUCCACCAAUUCCCCGCCGCUAUUCACGACGCGGAAGACGUGCUGUCCGCGAUCCUAGACACGAGUGGAGUUUCGAAAGCCGGCAAGGUCCUUAGAGAGGAAAUUCAGCGAUACUACUCCAUAGUACGGGAUGGCGCACUGGAAAAGAAGAAGAAGGAACCUCUUGCACCACAUCUUGAGCACGUCAAGACCAUCACCCUCGACCCUACACGUCUCGCGAUCUCAGGCUUCUCGGCAGGAGGAAAUAUCGCCUUGAACAUGGCUAUAUCAGUACCGCCCUGUCCUGAACUCGGCAUGUCGACUACGAUCGGUCCUCGCUCGCGCACGAAUGAGCCUGCGCAUGCAGACACCAUGUCGCCCAUCAUGCCCGAAAACCGCAGAGCCACUAUCCUAGACGAUCCCUUCGAGUCGUGGCCCUCUCUCCUCCCUCCCCCUCAAGCACAGCCCCGCAUGCUGCCGCUCCUCCUAUUCUACCCUUCGCUCGACGCACGCCUACUCCCACACGAGCGCCCCAUGAAACCCUUACCCAACGCGCUACGGCCAGAUGACCACCACAAACAGAAGCCGAAAGCACCUGGCCUCUUCUCAAUCAUGGGCCCGACCUACCUCCCGCGCAAACUACGACCGCACCCGCGAGCCAGCCCCGGUUUGAAUGACCCCAUGCACAUCCAGAAGAACGCCGCCAUCCUCCUCGUCCUCCCCGAAAAAGACACCCUGGCCGUGCAAAGCGACGUCUGGGUCGACAAGAUGAACAACAACGACUGGAACGGGCCUGUACGCUUCGGCGACGGGCGCUCAGGCGACUGGGACGGCCGGCAAGGUGGACAAGCGGGAUCAGACAAUGUGCCCAGUAGCCAGAACGGAGGUAUGGAAGUGUGGCACGCACCUGGGUGCAGACAUGGUUGGACGCAGUUUCCGGAUACUUUUGUACCUCAGCAUGAGCGCAGUGAGAGGGAGUUGGUGUUUGCACGGACGCUGGAUUUUGUCAGGGAUAAUUGGAGGAGGGAGUUGCAGGUUGAGAAGCGGCAGCUGGGGAAUCAGAUUCAGGAGUUGAGGAGGCUGAGUAUACCUGGUGAGGAUGAAUAA
Molecule: messenger RNA, 3216 nt
Organism: Alternaria metachromatica
Lineage: Eukaryota; Fungi; Ascomycota; Dothideomycetes; Pleosporales; Pleosporaceae
Exons: 11
Coding region: 1-3216 (1071 amino acids)
Cellular component (GO): nucleus
Molecular function (GO): ATP binding; RNA helicase activity; RNA binding
Source: RefSeq, a predicted model, not a curated record